Messenger RNA from Castor canadensis (American beaver), 1311 nucleotides. NCBI's taxonomy places the organism in Eukaryota, Metazoa, Chordata, Mammalia, Rodentia, Castoridae. The record is from RefSeq and is a predicted model, not a curated record.
AUGCUAGAAACCUACAGUAAUCUGUCCUACAUUGGUAAAUAUGAAGAAAAUGCAAAUAUUGAAGAGGACUUCAGAAAUCCCAGUAGAAAUAUGAGACAUAAAAGAACUCACACUGGAGAAAAACCAUAUGCAUGUAAGCAAUGUGGGAAAGCCUACUCUUGUUCCAGUACACUUCAUAUUCAUGAAAGAACUCACACUGGAGAGAAGCCCUAUGGAUGUAAACAAUGUGGGAAGGCCUUCACUUGUUCCAGUCAGCUUCAGAAACAUAAAAGAACUCACAAUGGAGAGAAAUCCUAUGUUUGUAAGCAAUGUGGUAAAGCCUUUAUUCGUUCCAGUCACCUUCAGAAACACAAAAGAACUCACACUGGAGAGAAACCCUAUGGAUGUAAGCAGUGUGGGAAAGCCUACGCUUGUUCCAGUACCCUUCGUAUUCAUGAACGAACUCACACUGGUGACAAACCCUAUAGAUGUAAACAAUGUGGGAAAGCCUUUCCUCAAGCCUGUCACCUUCAAAUACAUGAAAGAACUCACACUGGAGAGAAGCCCUAUGCAUGUAAGCAAUGUGGGAAAGCCUAUACUUGUUCCAGUACCCUUUAUAUUCAUAAAAGAACUCACACUGGAGAGAAACCUUAUGCAUGUAUACAAUGUGGGAAAGCCUUUUCUGGUUCCACCUGUCACCUGCAGAGACAUAGAAGAACUCACACUGCAGAGAAACCCUAUGGAUGUAAGCAAUGUGGGAAAGCCUUUACACUUUCCAAUCACCUUCAGAUACAUGAAAGAACUCACACUGGAGAGAAGUCCUAUGUGUGUAAGCAAUGUGGGAAAGCCUACACUUGUUCCAGUACCCUACGUGUUCAUAAAAGAACUCAUACUGGAGAGAAACCCUAUGGAUGUAAGCAAUGUGGGAAAGCCUUUACUCGUUCCAGUCACCUUCAGAAACAUAGAAGAACUCACACUGGAGAGAAACCCUAUGCAUGUCAGCAAUGUGGGAAAGCCUACACUUGUUCCAGUACCCUUCGUAUUCAUGAACGAACUCACACUGGAGAGAAACCCUAUGGAUGUAAGCAAUGUGGGAAAGCCUUUACUUGUUCCAGUUACCUUCAAAGACAUACAAGGAUUCACACUGGAAAGAAACCCUAUGUGUGUAAUCAAUGUGGGAAAGCCUUUACUUCUUCCAGUCACCUUCUAAUACAUGAAAGAACUCACACUGGAGAGAAACCAUAUACAUGUAAGCAAUGUGGGAAAACCUUUACUAAUUCAAGUAACCUUCAAGUACAUGAAAGAACUCACCCUGGAGAGAAACCCUUUUGA